AUGCCGCUGGCCCCCAACGGUCCCAUCGUGCUCCAUGGCGCGCCCCUGACUGCCCCUCCCCCGACUGGUCCCCACAAGCCAAACCUCGCCAUACAAGCACGUCUCGCUCCCGAGCUCAUUGCCGCCAUCAUCGAGGCACGCAAGAAGGGCCUCCAACUUGAGUUCGAGCCAUACGGCCCCAAUGCAGGCUUCCACAUUGAUGGCCAGCACUUUCCCCUCGUCAACGUCACGGCCGAGAGAACACCGCACGAGAUCUACGCGUUUAGUCAGCUCCCUCAGUCGUCCCUCCAAGUCGUCGGAAAGGUCGUCGGCCGAUGCACACUCCAGCGCAACUUGACAGAGGAGGACCAAGAGAAACUCCGUCAAUCGCGCUCCAACGCAGAGACCAAUAGAGACCGUACAAUUGGUCGCAUUGAUGUCCCAGAUGCACCGGCAAAGCCCACCGAGAAAAAGAAACCUCCCAUACGCAAGGCCGGUGUUAUUACUGCAUCGACCGUAAACUCCCUGCGUCAAUCUCCGGCACCAGGAACUGCGGGAAAUUCGCCGCCCCCGGGCGCACCCCCUCGACCUAAUACGCUUGACGGUCCCCCAAAUCCGUUCCAAGUUCUCCUCAUUCACCACCUCGCAUACGCCCCAACUACCCUGAAACAGCUUGCUGCCACGCUUAAACGACAGGCUAAAGAGAUCCGUCCUUGCUUGGACUCGGUGCUAUCUUCGACUUGCCGCCCCACCCUCAGCUUCUGGAGGGCCCUGGCUCACCCUCACCCCGAUGACAUCAAACGGAUCACCGCGGACGCUAAUCGAGCAUUUGAUGAGCUCAAGCUCCCAUCUGACGCUCCCGUACGACUUGCACUGCAGCCCGCGCCUCCCCCAGCAUCUCAGCCCGCGUCCCAGCCCACACCUCCUGCAACAAGCGCCAAGCCAACCGAAGUCGGUACGCCCAAGCACCACCCGCUGCCUGCCCGGCCGGCUGCUACGGCUGCUACUACGGCUACUGCAAACAAUGGGCGACUCGAUGUGCCUAAGCCUCCAAGGGGUCUCUCGCCUACUGCGGUCCCGGAUGCGUCAUCCCGGGAGAUGUCGGUGGACCGUGCUCCUGUGCGACCGCCCGUGCGAGUCACGACCAAGGAAAGAUCCCGGCCUGCCGAUGACUCGGAACCCGUGAAGGAUGCCACCCAGAGCAAAAAGACUAGUACGGCGGGCGCCAAAUCUAAGAUGGGCACCAACGGCAAGACCAAGACCAAGGUCAAGUCGAACCCGAUCAUCACGGCUGACUCGGACGGCGAGGAUUUUGUUCCAACCAAACCCAGGGAGCGAAAAGCCCCACCUCCACCCGCACCCACACCCGCACCCGCACCUGCCGCGUCCAUUUCGGCACCUUCGCCCGUGCCGGCACCCAUCCGGGCUCCUGCCGUUUCGUUGCAGUCUCGGGCUACGCCUUCAAGUUCGAAUAAGCAUCCUGUCGAAUCCACGGGCGGGACAAAACGCCCAAAGCGAGAGGUGGACACCACGCUUGAUGAUCUGGAACGGGAGCUGGAUUCCGGAUACGCCGAGACGAGCAAGCCGGUGGCGCUGGCAACGGCCACAACCACCCAACGGGACCGCGAACGAGAACGGGACCGGGAUAGGAGUAGUCUUGCGGGAGUUGUCAAGAAAAAGGUUACAGACAAGGGCGACAAGCCCAAGGUGAAGAAGGAAGCAAAGAGUUUAAUCGGGACGGGCACGGGAGUGGGAACAGUCGUGCGGACAAUAACGCGGGAUCCUGGAGAAAAGCGAAAACGACGAGAGGUCGAUCAGGAUAGCGAUGCCUCGUUCGACCUGAAUUCAAGAAGAAGCGACGAGUCGAUCCUUCAACCCUCGCCCCUCCAAAACGCGAAAAGCCGCCCCGAGAUCGGGAGCGGGAAUCCGAAUCCAGCACGGUUGAAGCAAGGCCUAAAAAGCCAUUACCUUCUCGACAGCCAGACGGAGCAGCACGCGUCAAGGACAAAGUGCACAAAUCGGCCAAAUCAUCCUCGACGGUUAAGACCAAUGGGACAGCCGUGUCUGCAGCAACGGGAGCUCGCUGCGGCAGCUCAAUCGAAAGUAAACGGAUCGAGCAAAAAAGACCGCGCGUCGGUGAUGUACACAUCGUCCGAGGAUGAAGGCACACCCGCGCCACGUCGCUCCGCACCUUCACACCCUCCAGCCCGAGCGGCCAAGCCAGCCGCGGCCCGAGUCCCAUCGGACGUGAGCACCCCGCGAGAACGAGAACGAGAACGAGAACGGACCGAGAUCAUCGGGACCGACGAAAAUCUCCCACGUUUACGUGCGGGAAAGGUACUCGGAAGUAUACCGAGAUUAUGCGAAUAUGAAUGCGCGACUGCCGAUGAGCGGUUCAAGGUGCAAAAAUUGCUCAAGGACAUGGCUGACGGAGAUCACGACUCGGUGGACACUUCUCUAGUGGAGAGUCUGACCAAGGCAUAUCGAGAGGCGCACGAAGAGCUCGUAGCGCUCAGAGAACGCCUUGCCGCGAGCGCGUGA
Rhizoctonia solani is the source of this 2520-nucleotide messenger RNA. RefSeq lists its product as uncharacterized. Bases 1 to 2520 code for a protein of 839 amino acids. The record is from RefSeq and is a predicted model, not a curated record. NCBI's taxonomy places the organism in Eukaryota, Fungi, Basidiomycota, Agaricomycetes, Cantharellales, Ceratobasidiaceae. The transcript is spliced from 5 exons.